Messenger RNA from Dendronephthya gigantea, 590 nucleotides. RefSeq lists its product as uncharacterized. Lineage: Eukaryota; Metazoa; Cnidaria; Anthozoa; Malacalcyonacea; Nephtheidae. The transcript has 2 exons. The annotation marks the transcript as partial. The record is from RefSeq and is a predicted model, not a curated record.
CUUUUGCUCGAGUUGCCGUAUCGGCCGAAGAAGAAAUUGUACUGGGGUCAUGUUCAUUGUAGUCCACCAGGUGGCAUCCGAGUGGACGAGGGCUUUGUGAUAGUAAGCAAUGAUCUUGCACAGCGGUUUCUACGUGAAGAAAACAAGACACUCAUGUGCCACCCAUACGGUGAUCAGGCGAUGUCCAUGUGGAUAAACAACAUUCCGGGGGUGACAUACUUCGGAGACCGUAGGGUACAUCAUGACCUUGCUGCGGAGGACAAAAUGCUAAAGUACUACCAAGAUAUUUGCAGUAAUUUUCUGGCCCUACACGGUAGUUAUCCGCUAGAGAUUGAAAUGUUUUGGCUAAAUUAUUUGAACAACGGGUCGAAGAAGAAGUAUAGUAUACCUCCCAUAACGUAUCCGUGUGGUAAUAUGGACAAAACUUUUAACUACAUGAGUUUCGCAGGCAUGUACAACGCUAAACCAAAACCAUGCAGGAACAACCCUACGUGGAAAAUAGCCGGGUUUUAUAGCGGUAGAAAUGGAUAAUAGAGGAAUAGUGAAAGCAGUAGUAUCAUAUCAUACGAUACCCCCACAGGGACAGAACG